This is a messenger RNA of Dendrobium catenatum, 1639 nucleotides long. RefSeq names its product cytochrome b561 domain-containing protein At2g30890. The coding region runs from base 353 to 1021 and encodes 222 amino acids. Gene Ontology annotation, molecular function: transmembrane monodehydroascorbate reductase activity. The transcript is spliced from 4 exons. The record is from RefSeq and is a predicted model, not a curated record. Lineage: Eukaryota; Viridiplantae; Streptophyta; Magnoliopsida; Asparagales; Orchidaceae.
CUCUGCAUUCUCAGAUUCUCAUUGCAUGUCUGCACUCAUAUUUCCUAAUAGCUUAUUUAUUAUAAUCCUUUUCUCCACUUGUUUCAUUCCUUCAUUGAACAACAAGCCACCUAAACUACAUCAGAGAUUUCAAGGUGCUGUGAGAAGAGAGAGAGGAGAGAGAGAGAGAGAGAGAAGCUUCUAUGUAUGGUUCUGAAACCUUAUUAGUCGCUAUGGUUAUGAAUUUCAUGGCCUUAGUGAUCAUAAAGUGAGCUGCUUAUCAGGAAGUGAAAGCUUGGAGCAGUGCUGUAAUUGAUCUAUUUGGUUUCCAGUUCUUGUUUUCUUCUGUUAUAAGCUCGGAUUAGGAGAAAGAAUGAUGAAAUCAGCUCCAGCUCCCCAUUCAUCAGUGAAGUUUACUACAGAACUUAGCUUUCAAGUAAAACUCCAUGCUUUUCUUCUAUGGGCUUCCAUUGGAUUCUUAAUGCCUGUUGGAAUCCUCGUAAUUAGGAUUUCUAACAGAGUUCAAUGUGGAAGAAGGCUUAGAUUUCUAUUCUUUUCUCAUGUUAUUUUGCAGAUGAGUGCUGUCCUCCUUGCAACAAGAGCUGCGGUCCUCUCUAUAAGGAACUUUGAUAAUUCCUUCAGCAACACUCAUCAAAGGAUGGGUUUGGGCAUCUAUGGCUUGAUAUUGGCUCAGCCCUUGAUUGGCUUCCUAAGGCCUCACAGAGGAGUGAAGCUUAGGAGCAUAUGGUACACAACUCACUGGCUGCUUGGAACUGCUAUUUCCAUCAUAGGAAUCAUAAAUAUUUACUUUGGGUUGAAUGCAUAUGAGAAGAAGACAUCAAAAAGCCUGAGGAUUUGGACUCUUCUCUUCACUGCCCAAUUAGUGAUCAUUGCCUUUAUAUAUCUUCUGCAAGACAGAUGGGAUUAUAUCAAGAAGCAAGGAGUCAUUCUUGGAGAUGAACAAAUCUCUCCCAGUGAUAUUCAAUUGAUCAAUAAUUCUACAAGACACACCAACAACAAAGAUCUGCCCUCCAUGCCUUAGCUUCAUUUCAUUUCUUCUCUCUAUUGCUAUAUAAUCUCUAAAUUAUUCGUAUGUAAUUAAUUUAAUCUCGGAGUAUUAUAUUUAUUCAAUUUAGCCAUCUGAAUGUAUAAAAUUAAUCCAAAAUAGUGCUUUUACGGUCAAAUUGGGAUCAAUUUUAUAUAAUUGAGGGGCUAAAUUGAAAAAAUAUAGUACUUGAAGAAUAAAUUGAUCGCAUUUUAAGAUUUAGGCUUAGUUUGGGACAGCUUUAGACCGUUAUUUUUUCCUGUUUUCAAGAGAUUUUUUUUACUAAAAAGUAGUUUUAUAAAGCGGUAAGAAAGCUGUCCCAAACGAAGCAUUAAUCUUCUAUAUAUAUAUAUACAUAUAUGUGUACAUUUGCAUAAACUUUAUUUGGCUUGUAACAUCCAUUGUAAUUUUGCCAUUGCAUUGGCUUUGAAGAGGCAAAAGAAAUUGUAACAUGAUUUAAUUAGAUUUCCCUGCAUCUUUAUCAGCCAUUCAUCAACUUAACUGCCCAAAUCUUAAGGCAGAAGGGAUGGAUGGGAUGAUGAGGAUAACAGGAGGUUGGAGAAAAGACUUGAGAGUUUUGAUUGGAGAUGAGAUUUAUCUGAUUUGUUGUGUUCC